Molecule: messenger RNA, 360 nt
Organism: Funneliformis mosseae
Lineage: Eukaryota; Fungi; Glomeromycota; Glomeromycetes; Glomerales; Glomeraceae
Source: the annotation of a GenBank genome assembly
AUGGAGGAAAUGGAACUACCAAUACCUUGCAACAUCGAAAUUACAUCACAACGGACUUCCUAUAAUUUCAUGUGGACACCAGAAUCUUCAACAAGCACAAUAGCUAAUGUAAAUGCUCUUGUUUCAGCGAAUUCUACGACAAAAAGGGAGGAAAUUGAAGUAACCUCAUUUUCCUCUACCGAUUCAAAUCGUGGUCAAAUAGUAGCACUUGCGGUUAAAGAAGCUUGUGCCGUUGCGAGCUCAGGAAGAAAUCAUCAAGAUUGGGAUGCCGCUUGUAAACUCAUUUCACAAAAUAAAUCGCUCACAAACAAUGAAAAAAGAGCCAUUAUUACUCUCAUAUAUGGUAAAUAUGAUUUGUAA